AUGGCGGACGCGGAUUCCCCAUUUUACAGGCGUGGAAGGCCUUCUUAUGAUGAUAGUGUGAGACCUCCUUCUUAUGCCAAACAAAGAAAACCGGAUCCUGAGGAGAAGUUUGCCUUGGGAAGGAGGGGAAUUCUUGUCUUCUUCACUUUGGCGGUUCUUACAUUGAUGGCUGCUCUCGAUGGGACUUCGUUGUCUGUUGCGCUGCCGGACAUUGCUCAAGAGUUGAACGGAACAGCCAUAGAAGCAUUUUGGAGCGGUACCUCGUUCCUAUUAUGCUCAACAGUAUUCCAACCAAGUUUUGCUUCUUUCUCUAAUAUAUUUGGCCGCCGACCCAUGAUACUGAUCGCUCUCGUAUUCUUUUGUGUUGGUGCCAUUAUCUCGGCAAUUGCAAACAACUUUACCUACAUGCUAGUCGGUCGAUCUAUACAAGGUGUCGGUGGCGGAGGCAUUAUCUCACUGAGCGAGGUCAUAAUUACAGAUCUUGUUCCUUUACGAUGGCGAGGACAGUACUUCGGCAUUCUGAGUGCAAUGUGGAGUAUUGGAUCAGUUACAGGACCGAUUCUUGGAGGUGGUUUCGCCGAGAAUGUAUCAUGGCGAUGGAUCUUUUAUAUCAAUUUUCCCUUCAUCGGCGUCGGCUUCAUACUCGUCAUUCUCUUCCUCAACCUGAAGCUCGCACCCAGUUCAUUAGUCGAGAAGCUUCGACGAAUCGAUUAUUUUGGAACCGUACUUUUUGUUGGAAGUAUCUCAUCAUUCCUCAUCCCACUCACCUGGGGUGGAGUCUCCUACCCCUGGAGCUCAUGGCGGACAUUAGUCCCUCUCUGCGUGGGAGGCGCCGGCCUACUUUUUUUCGCAUUUUACGAGUAUUACUUCGCAUCCGACCCGAUAAUUCCACCUCUUAUUUUCAAGAACCGUACCGCAACUGCUUCUUUCAUUGGAAGUGUUCUACAGGGGUUGAUUCUCUGGUGUGCUCUCUAUUAUCUUCCUCUGUACUAUGAAGCCGUGAAGGAGUAUAGCCCCAUCCUUUCGGGCGUGGCCCUCUUCCCUGAGACUUUCACUGUUGCUCCUAGUGGUAUGAUUGCUGGGAUUCUUAUUACAGUCACUGGUCGUUAUCGGUGGGCUGUGUGGUUGGGAUGGGUUCUUUCAACUAUCGGACUUGGUCUGAUGUGUCUGAUCAAAGUCCACACCAGCGUCGUUGGGUGGAUUUUUCUGAACAUCGUCUCAGGUCUGGGACUGGGGAUCUUGUUCCCUUCCCUGGGCUACGCGGUUCAAGCUUCGUCAGAGCCAGAGAAUCUCGCCAUUGCGGUCGCCAUGUUCAGUUUCUUCCGUGCCCUCGGCCAAGCCAUUGGUGUUGCAGUUGGUGGAGUGGUCUUCCAAAACCGCAUGUUCAGCAAUCUUAUGAGAUAUCCUGAUCUGGUUCCCAUGGCCGAUGCAUAUAGCAAGAAUGCCGCGGGCUUGGUCCAGAUUAUCAAGGCUAUGGCAGAUGGUGCAGACAAAGCUAAUCUCAAAGAGGCGUAUACCGACAGUCUGCGCACAGUAUGGAUUGUCUGCUGUGCCGUCUCCGGUGUGGCCCUAGUGAUUAGUCUAUUCACUGAGCACUACGACCUGGACCGUGACUUGGAGACAAACCAGGGUCUUCGAGGCGACGAUGAGACUAUUGCAAGCGAGAAGGACUUGGAGAUGCGUGCAGGGAGAAUGAUGGCUCCUGAAAGCCGACCUUCCGUGUGGUGA
This is a messenger RNA of Penicillium antarcticum, 1728 nucleotides long. RefSeq names its product MDR family MFS transporter. Gene Ontology annotation, molecular function: transmembrane transporter activity. NCBI's taxonomy places the organism in Eukaryota, Fungi, Ascomycota, Eurotiomycetes, Eurotiales, Aspergillaceae. Bases 1 to 1728 code for a protein of 575 amino acids. The record is from RefSeq and is a predicted model, not a curated record. Gene Ontology annotation, biological process: transmembrane transport. The transcript has 4 exons.